Dentiscutata heterogama is the source of this 187-nucleotide messenger RNA. The record is from the annotation of a GenBank genome assembly. Lineage: Eukaryota; Fungi; Glomeromycota; Glomeromycetes; Diversisporales; Gigasporaceae.
AUAUUUUACAAGCUGCAAGAAAUUGCUGGGUGAAUUUUUUAUAUAACCAUGGAGAAGAUCUUGAUUUUAUAGUAUGGGCUAAUAAGAUAAAUACUGAAGUAAUUCAGAUUGCAAAUAUUAGUAAUAAAGAUAAAGUAUUAGAAAAAUUGGCAGAAUAUGUUAGAAAAUCAGGAAGUUUUGCAAAAAA